AUGGCCAGCGAUCCUCUUCUUGGCAAGAAAGGCCUUGGCCACUCCAAGCUGUCCAUAUACUAUGGCGCAGAUGAGUAUCUGGCGGAGCUUCAGAAAAAGUACGAGCUCGAUCACGAGAUUGCGACUCUGAAGAGCGCCCAGCCCGAUGAGGGAGACCCGCACGCGGCUAACGCCAAGCCCAGCACUGACAAGCUGCUGAUCGUGGAGAAGAAUGACCAGAACCGGAGCCUGAAAACGGGCCGGCUCUUCCCAACUCCGAACAAGCCGGACCCGAUGCCACUGGAGCUGGCUUUCCUGUUCACAAAAAUCACCCCUGAGCAGAUGAUUUAUAUGUGGAAUGUUCUUACCUUCAUCUUCUGCCUGCAAUGCUUGAUGAUUAUUACAUAUUGUGCCGCUCUCGCAACCUUUCCGGAGAGCUUCUGGACUUGCACGCUUUGUUUCGCCGUUCCCUUCGCAUAUAUCUGCAUUCAGCAGAUCUACAUCGACCACGACGUAAUGCACGGUGUGACGUUUCCUGUAUACGAGUUCCAGAAGUUUAUCACGCAUCCUUUCAGCGACUUCAUAUCCUUGCCGUGGGAAGAGUUCGUCCUGGAGCAUGCCCGUCAUCAUGCAAGCACUGUGGACCUGCUCAUCCAGGGGGAGUUCGGCUGGGACCCCGAAGAGUUCCACUAUGCAUUGCAGCAGUGGGCAGGACCCAUGGGGCCAAACUGGUACAAGUACUUGUUGACUGUCCCCUGGAUCCCGGUGAUUCACUUCUUCGGACUCAAUGACACGGGCUUCCUCUUUGCCCUUGAGUGGUGGAUGAGCUUCCCAGAAGCUGAUGCUAGCGGUAAAUGCAACAAGGAAUUCUGGACAAAGUGGAUGCCUCGACGUGUGAAGCAUAACGCUGUGGUCCUUGGGCUCUGGGCCUGUGUUUGGCUUCUGGGAACCUGGCCCUUGGGCAGGCCAUUGAGCCAAGGUUGGCGAUUCGUUCUUCCAGUGACAUGUGCAGCACGUGUAGGCUUCUCGCUGGCCUGGAUGUUUAUCACAAACUUUACCCAUUCGCUUCCUUGGAACAAGUUUUUGGAGAAUGACCCUGCUCGGACCUGGCCAAAGCUGCACAACAUCAUGGCGCUGGCUGUCGGGGGGAAGCACCGCUGGAAUGAGAUGUUGUUCCAUGAUGUCCAUCAUGCGUUCCCAAACGCCAUGGGCACACUCAGCCAGCGGGGCCGUUUCCAUGGGUGGAAGAAGGUGCACGAUGCCUGCGUUGAGGUUUUGUCGCGGGGUCUCUGGAAACCGAACGGGGACGAGGAAACCGAGAUGAUGAAGUCUCAAAAGAAGCGUUCCGCCCUAAUGAAGCAAGGAAUGGCUUCCUAA
Symbiodinium sp. CCMP2456 is the source of this 1356-nucleotide messenger RNA. NCBI's taxonomy places the organism in Eukaryota, Dinophyceae, Suessiales, Symbiodiniaceae. The record is from the annotation of a GenBank genome assembly.